Molecule: messenger RNA, 2695 nt
Organism: Ilex paraguariensis (yerba mate)
Lineage: Eukaryota; Viridiplantae; Streptophyta; Magnoliopsida; Aquifoliales; Aquifoliaceae
Source: the annotation of a GenBank genome assembly
UAAAGAUAUCAACACCCAUUUCCCAACAGUCUUCAUGAGUCUUGAGAGAUUCAAUUUUGCUAUUAAUUAUUCGGAAAUCAGUGCUUAAUUUGCAAGCAUUUAUGCUGAGCUUUCACUGUGACUGAAGGUAGAAAGCAGAUCACGGUGACCAUCAAUGUCAUCACAAGGAGUGGAAUUGCAUGUUCAACGUCGCCAUGUGGUGAUGGAUAACGGAAUCCUCAAAGUCACAUUAUCCAAGCCAGGCGGAAUAGUCACUGGUAUAAAAUAUAGUGGCAUCGACAAUCUCCUCGAAGUUAUUAAUGAUGAAACAAAUAGAGGGUACUGGGACAUUGUUUGGAGUCCAGCUGGAAGUACAGGAACUUUUGAAAGGAUUGAAACCACCUCUUUUAAGGUGAUAAUGAAAACUGAGGAACAGGUAGAGGUCUUAUUCUCAAGAACAUGGGAUGCUUCUCUCGAGGGAAAGCUUGCUCCCUUAAAUAUAGAUAAAAGGUUUAUACUGCUGCGUGGUUGCUCGGGUUUUUACUCCUACGCCAUCUACGAACACUUGAAAGAGUGGCCUGGUUUCAACCUCGACGAGACUAGAAUUGCUUUCAAGCUGAGGAAAGACAAGUUUCACUACAUGGCCAUGGCAGAUAACCGGCAAAGGUACAUGCCGUUGCCGGACGACCGGUUACCUGAAAGAGGGCAGCCCCUCGCCUACCCGGAAGCAGUCCUGCUUGUGAAUCCUGUGGAGCCGGAAUUCCAAGGGGAGGUGGAUGAUAAGUAUCAAUACUCAUGCGAGAACAAAGAUCUUAAGGUCCACGGGUGGAUAUGUAUGGACCCACCGGUGGGAUUCUGGCAGAUCACUCCCAGCGAUGAGUUCCGAUCUGGUGGACCCCUCAAACAAAAUCUUACUUCUCAUGUGGGUCCCACUGCUCUUGCUGUGUUUCUCAGCGCUCACUAUGCCGGGGACGAUCUGGUGCUUAAAUUCAAACAGGGAGAGCCAUGGAAGAAAGUUUUUGGACCAAUUUUUAUCUAUCUUAAUACUAUCAUUGACGGAGAAGAUCCUCUUUCGCUAUGGGAGGACGCUAAAGAUAAGUGUGCAACAAGACUGACUUUUCUAACUGGGAAGCAGAUGAUGACAGAAGUUCAAAGCUGGCCUUAUAAUUUUCCAGCCUCAGAGGAUUUCCAAUCCUCCCUUCAACGGGGCAGUGUUAGUGGUAGAUUACUAGUUCGAGACAGGUACAUCAGUGAAGAUUACAUAUCGAAACACAGCGCGUAUGUGGGUUUGGCUCCACCAGGGGAUGUUGGAUCAUGGCAAAGAGAAUGCAAGGUCUACCAAUUCUGGACAAGAUCAGACGAGGAAGGUUAUUUCUCCAUCAAUGAUAUUCGUAGUGGUGACUAUAAUCUGUAUGCAUGGGUCACGGGUUUCAUAGGCGAUUACCGAUGUGAUGUUGCCAUCACAAUAACCCCAGGUUGUGAUAUUGAUAUGGGUGAUCUUGUGUAUGACCCUCCGAGAGAUGGGCCUACAUUGUGGGAGAUAGGCAUCCCAGAUCGAUCUGCUGCAGAAUAUUAUGUUCCUGAUCCUAAUCCGAAAUACAUCAACAAACUUUUGGUCAAUCAUCCUGACAGGUUCAGACAGUAUGGAUUGUGGGAGAGAUACGCAGAGUUAUAUCCUAAUCAAGACUUAGUGUAUACAGUUGGAGAGAGCGACUAUCAGAAAGAUUGGUUUUUUGCUCAAGUUACAAGGAAAAAAGACGACCAAACAUACCAAGCAACCACAUGGCAGAUCAAGUUCAAACUCGAAAACGUCAAUCAAACCGGAAAAUACACGUUGCGAUUGGCACUUGCAUCAGCGGCGCAAGCUGAACUACAGGUCCGAAUCAACGAUCCAAAUCCAAGCAGUACUCCUCUGUUUUCAAGUGGAAUUAUAGGGAGGGACAAUGCAAUUGCGAGGCAUGGGAUCCAUGGUCUUUACUGGCUAUUCAACGUGGACAUAGUGGGACAUCUGCUCGUGCAAGGGGGCAAUAUCGUCUAUUUGACACAAGCACAGAGCACCAGUCCUUUCCAGGGGAUUAUGUAUGACUAUAUUCGUUUGGAAGCUUCUUUACGUUCCCUUCCUUCAAAGUCACGGGAUAGCACUAAAGAAAGAGAAGGAAACAAACACACUAUGCUUUGUCUCUUUCUAUAUGAACCAAUCCGGAAACACUACAAGCUUUCCAGCUUCAAACUGCUUGCAUUCUUUAUCCAGAUUCUACUGAUCAGAAAUUUACUGCUGUUUGGGUAUCAGAAUAGGAUUUUCCUUUGUGCUGAAGAAGUUACAAGAGCUAGCUGUGGCCUCAAAUCAAUGUCUGCUACAGGAGUGCAGCUGCAUAUUCAAGAUGAUCAUGUUCUGAUAGGAAAUGGAGUACUCCAAAUCACACUGACAAAUCCAGGGGGAAUUCUCAGAGGAAUAGAAUAUGGCGGAAUUGACAACUUGCUUGAACUUCACAACAAAGAUUUGAAUGGAGGGAUUGAAGGAACGAGCUUGGAGGUAGUAGUGGAAAAUGAAGAACAGGUAGAGCUCUCAUUCACAAGAGUGUGGGACUCCUCGGUCCAGGGCAAGCAGGCCCCCUUAUAUAUAGACAGAAGGUUUGUAAUGCUUCGUGGUUCCUCGGGAUUUUACUCCUACGCGAUUUUCGAACACUUAAGAGGAUAUGCCUGCAUUCAACCUUAA